Hyla sarda is the source of this 3750-nucleotide messenger RNA. It is a transcript of the gene UBE3A, whose product is annotated as ubiquitin protein ligase E3A. Gene Ontology annotation, molecular function: ubiquitin protein ligase activity. NCBI's taxonomy places the organism in Eukaryota, Metazoa, Chordata, Amphibia, Anura, Hylidae. Gene Ontology annotation, biological process: ubiquitin-dependent protein catabolic process; protein polyubiquitination. The record is from RefSeq and is a predicted model, not a curated record. Bases 342 to 3071 code for a protein of 909 amino acids. The transcript has 11 exons.
GGAUACCCCCGCCCUCCUCGCCGGUCCUCCUAGUUUGCGCUGCCCGAGGUCCGUGUCUUGUAGCAAGAUGGCGGAGCUGGGCUCGGGGUGACCAGACAAGAAGAGUAAGAAGCCACCAGCCAGCCUCCUAGCAGUCCGUGACCCUGCACCACAGCCCCCCACACGCCCGCCAUAGUGAGCCCCGCACAGCCUCAUGUCCGUGUGACAGCCGGAGCUCGGUGCGUGUCUCUCAUUCAUCGUGUAGAGCGCUGUCCUCCGCCUAUCAGCUCUCCGUGUGCAUGGCCCGGGGGGGCGGCCUGCUCGACUAGUUGUGUGCCUGCUGGAUUGUGCCGGGUUCUCGCAUGAGUUCCCCGGACCAGAAGCGGCGGCAGCAGGAGAGAGAGGGAGCACCGGAGCCCGAGGAGCGGAGCGCACACACCCCCUGCAGCGGCAGCCCGGAGCACAGCCCCGGGGGAGACAGAUCACCAGGAGAUCCUAAUUCAGAAAACCUAGAAAAUAGCCGAAUGAAGCGAGCAGCUGCAAAGCAUCUAAUAGAACGCUACUACCACCAGUUAACUGAGGGCUGUGGAAAUGACUCCUGCACGAAUGAGUUUUGUGCUUCCUGUCCCACUUUUCUCCGUAUGGAUAACAAUGCAGCAGCCAUUAAGGCCCUCGACUUAUAUAAGGUUAAUGCAAAACUCUGUGAUCCUCAUCCCUCCAAGAAAGGAACAAGCUCAUCUUAUCUAGAGAACAACUCCAAAAGUGCCCAUAACAACCAGUGCUCGGAAAGAAAGAUGAACAAGAAGGAAGUACACGGACCCAGGGAUGACUUCAAAGAUGUGUCUUUUCUCUCUGAAGAAAAGGUAUAUGAAAUUCUUGAACUAUGUCGAGAACGGGAGGAUUACUCUCCUCUUAUUCGGGUAAUAGGGAGAGUGUUUUCCAGUGCUGAUGCCUUGGUUCAGAGCUUCCGAAAAGCAAAGCAACAUACUAAGGAGGAGCUAAAAUCUUUACAGGAAAAGGAUGAAGAUAAAGAUGAAGAUGAAAAGGAAAAAGCGGCUUCUUCUGCUGCUAUGGAAGAUGAUUCUGCAGCUUCAUCCUCCAGACUGAAUGACGGUACACAGGGAGAUAACAAUAUACCGAAACUAGGCCCAGAAGAAGUAUCUCUAGACAUUGAAGCAGUUAGGCGGGUCUAUCACAGGUUACUUUCGAAUGAGAAAAUAGAAUCUGCCUUUCUUAAUGCACUUGUGUACCUAUCUCCCAAUGUCGAAUGUGACUUAACUUAUCAUAAUGUAUAUUCAAGGGACCCCAACUAUCUCAAUUUGUUCAUUAUAGUCAUGGAGAAUUGUAAUCUCCAUAGCCCAGAGUACCUGGAAAUGGCUCUACCAUUGUUCUGCAAAGCUAUGAGCAAAUUGCCUUUGCCAGCACAAGCAAAGUUGAUCCGACUAUGGUCAAAAUACAGUGCGGAGCAGAUCAGAAGAAUGAUGGAAACAUUUCAGCAGCUAAUAACUUACAAGGUGAUAAGCAACGAAUUCAACAGUCGCAACCUAGUGAACGAUGAUGAUGCCGUUGUGGCAGCAACGAAAUGCCUGAAAAUGGUUUACUAUGCAAAUGUAGUCGGAGGAGAGAUUGAGACAGAUCACAACGAAGAUGAGGACGAAGAACCCAUCCCAGAAUCCAGUGAAUUAACCCUCCAGGAGCUUUUGGGAGAGGAAAGAAGAAAUAAGAAGGGGCCCCGAGUAGACCCCCUUGAAACCGAACUUGGUGUAAAAACCAUUGACUGCAGGAAACCCCUCAUCCCUUUUGAAGAAUUUGUUAAUGAACCACUCAAUGAUGUUCUUGAAAUGGACAAAGACUAUACUUUCUUUAAAGUAGAAACUGAAAAUAAAUUUUCUUUUAUGACAUGUCCCUUUAUCCUGAAUGCUGUAACAAAGAACCUGGGACUGUAUUAUGACAACAGAAUCCGCAUGUAUAGUGAAAGAAGAAUCACCGUGCUUUACAGUCUUGUUCAAGGACAGCAACUCAACCCCUACCUAAGGCUCAAGGUUCGAAGAGAUCACAUCAUUGAUGAUGCUUUAGUUAGGCUAGAGAUGAUUGCGAUGGAAAACCCAGCAGACCUAAAGAAGCAGUUGUAUGUAGAGUUUGAGGGCGAGCAGGGCGUAGAUGAAGGAGGCGUUUCCAAAGAGUUUUUCCAACUUGUUGUAGAGGAAAUAUUUAACCCUGACAUAGGCAUGUUUACCUACGAUGAGUCCACAAGAUUCUUUUGGUUCAAUCCAUCUUCAUUUGAAACUGAAGGGCAGUUUACUCUCAUUGGAAUUGUGCUGGGCCUUGCAAUUUACAACAAUUGCAUUCUAGAUGUGCACUUUCCAAUGGUGGUUUAUAGAAAGCUGAUGGGGAAGAAAGGAACGUUUCGUGAUUUGGCCGAUUCUCACCCUGUCCUGUACCAAAGUUUAAAAGAUCUACUGGAAUACGAGGGCAACGUAGAAGAUGACAUGAUGAUGACGUUUCAGAUAUCUCACACCGAUCUCUUUGGGAAUCCUCUGAUGCAUGACUUAAAAGAGAAUGGCGAUAAAAUCCCCAUUACAAAUGAGAAUAGAAAGGAGUUUAUCAAUCUCUAUACAGAUUACAUUUUAAAUAAAUCUGUGGAUAAACAAUUCAAGGCUUUCAGAAGGGGAUUUCACAUGGUCACCAAUGAAUCCCCACUCAAAUAUCUGUUUAGGCCAGAGGAAAUUGAGCUGCUCAUCUGUGGAAGUAGGAACUUAGACUUCCAAGCUCUUAAAGAAACAACUGAAUAUGAUGGAGGCUACACCAGAGAUUCUCACAUUAUUAGGGAGUUCUGGGAUAUAGUACAUUCAUUUACAGAUGAGCAGAAAAGAUUGUUCUUACAGUUUACAACUGGCACAGACAGAGCGCCUGUGGGUGGACUAGGAAAACUAAAGAUGAUUAUAGCCAAAAAUGGCCCCGACACAGACCGGUUACCGACAUCUCAUACAUGCUUUAAUGUUCUUUUACUUCCGGAAUACUCAAGCAAAGAGAAACUGAAAGAGAGAUUAUUAAAGGCUAUCACUUAUGCCAAGGGAUUUGGCAUGCUGUAAAAUGAAAAGGCAAAGGAAGCAUAACAAAAGGGAUAACAAUCAGUAAUGUCAAGUCCCUGUCCACAAAGACCAUAAGCUAGUCAUGUAGUCACCUGUAUGUGUGCCUCCCUUCUCCACUGGGACAUUGGGCUGGAACAGCAGAUUUCUGCUGCUUAUAUGAACAAAGUCUUUCUCCCUCCCCUAGCGUGAAAGUGUUGUACAAUCUUUCACAUGUAUGUACAGAGAGGUUUUCCUAAAUAUUUAUUUUAAGGGUUAAAUCACUUUUGCUUGUGUUUAAUACUGCUUGAAGUGGAGCCUACUUGUCUCUGACAACAGAUACUCUCAUGAAUAUACUAUCUUGUACCAGAAUAACUUUCAAGAAUUUUACGUUACUGCUUCGGUUUGUCAUGCAUCUUCUCAAAUCCUUAAAUCAGGAACUGUGUUUUUUUCUUUUUUUUUUUUUUUCUUUUUUUUCUUUUUAUACCGUUUGCUUAUAAAACUUGAAGUAAUGGAAACAGUGUGAUGCAAUUACUGCUGUUCUAGCCCCAAACCAUUUCUGUGACGGACAAAAAAAAAAAAGAUAGUCAAUAAAGAUGGAAGGGAGUACUUGGAAUGUUAUACUACAGCCUUUGCAGCCUUUUACUUUAGCCACAGCACAAAAAAAUAUACAAAUUAAAGAUACAAAAAAAUAAUUUCACAA